UCCCUCCCUCUCCGCCGCAGCUCUCCCAACCCUCAGACUGAAUCUCUAUCUUCCCUCUUUCGAUUUCCAGCCACGGCAACCAGUGAUUUAAACCUGUCUUUUUCGUUGCGCGGUGAAAGGUUGCGUUUAUCCGCACUUUUCCCGGCGGUUAAACGGGGAUUAAAGAAAUAGAACAGUUAACACGUAGAAAACAAGACUGAAAACCAAACAAAACUUGGAUCUGUUGCGUUUGCGUUCCGUAACCAAAGCGGAACAUACCUCCGAUCCCUCUUGUGAUUAUUUCCUCUUUUCUCUAACCGAGAAAAGGCUGUUGGAUUGGGUUCGAGCAGACGAGCUUCUUACUUCUGAGCGGCGUGAUAUAGGAAGUUUAUACAUGUUUUUAGCCUAAACGCGGAGGUCACAUUUUACAUGUAGGAAAAGUGACUAAUUCCAUCCUGCUGGCUGACUGGCACCAAUUCUAAAGUUAGUUUCCAGAUGCAGAGUAAACAAACACGGUUUGCAAGCGAAGAAAGACAUUGCCUAUCCGUGCAAGCGUUUACUUAGAGACCCUUUGCGUCUUUCUUCAUUGGGAGUUUUGAGGAGAAGGCUUGUUUUUGAGGAGCAGGGCUUGUUUCUCGAUGCACUGAAUGAGGAGGAACGUCCCAUGUGCGGCUUGCACUCUUUCUGACAACCCUUCAGCCCCAAGUUUUUCUGUGCUGCGUCUUGAGUCUACAGUGCAUCCCUUUAAUGCCUUGCUCCUGCGGUAACAUGUCCAACCUGGAUCAUUCCCUUCAGAAACGCUUCCUCUAAUGCUCGUUCGCUCUCAACGUCCCGGCAAACACACAGAAAGACCUGUUGAACUUGGCAACACUGUAAUACCUACCUGAAGCAUUCCUGUAUCACCCAGUCUUACGUUUACAAGCGGAUCAUCGGAAGUCUCACGUCCUGAGGCGUGACUGAAACUCGAGGAGUCAAAAUGGCUAACAACACUGCAGACCACCCGCCGGGGAACUCGGUCGCCGAGGUCGACCACGAAGGGGACUUUGGUUGCACGAUGAUGCAGCUCCGCGAGCUGAUGGAGCUCCGCAGUGGCGAGGCGGUCAACAAGAUUGCAGAAUGCUACGGAGACGUGCAAGGGAUCUGCCGCAGGCUCAAGACCUCACCUAUCGAGGGACUCUCUGGUAACCCUGCUGAUUUGGAAAAGCGUCAUGCGGCGUUCGGUAAAAACUUCAUCCCCCCCAAGAAGCCCAAGACCUUUCUGCAGUUGGUAUGGGAGGCCCUGCAGGAUGUCACCCUCAUUAUUCUGGAGGUGGCAGCCAUUAUUUCUCUCGGCCUGUCCUUCUACCACCCACAGGGGGAAGGCAACGACAGCUGUGGCCAAGCAUCCGGGGGUGUUGAGGAUGAGGGUGAGGCCCAGGCAGGCUGGAUCGAAGGUGCUGCCAUCUUGUUCUCAGUCAUUAUCGUGGUGCUGGUGACCGCCUUCAACGAUUGGAGUAAAGAAAAGCAGUUCCGUGGGCUGCAGAGCCGCAUCGAGCAGGAACAGAAGUUCACCGUCAUCCGCAAGGGUCAGGUCAUCCAGAUCCCAGUGUCUGAAAUCGUUGUGGGAGAUAUUGCACAAAUCAAAUAUGGUGACCUUCUUCCAGCUGAUGGUAUCUUGAUCCAGGGUAAUGACCUGAAGAUUGAUGAAAGCUCUCUGACUGGGGAGUCUGAUCAGGUCCGCAAAUCUCUGGAGAAGGACCCCAUGCUCCUUUCUGGAACUCAUGUGAUGGAAGGAUCUGGCCGAAUGGUGGUCACUGCCGUGGGUCUGAAUUCUCAGACUGGAAUCAUUUUCACCCUCUUGGGUGCUGGCGAUGAGGAGGAGAAAAAGGUGAAGAAAGGUAAAAAACAAGGACCCCCUGAAAAUCGCAACAAAGCUAAGACCCAGGAUGGCAUUGCUCUGGAGAUCCAACCGCUGAAGAGCGAGGAUGGUGCGGAGUCGGAGGAGAAGGAGGAGAAAGAAGAAAAGGAGAAAAAGAAGGUCAACGUCACCAAGAAAGAAAAGUCGGUCCUGCAGGGCAAGCUGACCAGGCUAGCUGUUCAGAUUGGAAAAGCAGGUCUCAUCAUGUCUGCGUUGACCGUCAUCAUCCUCAUCCUGUACUUUGUCAUUGAUACGUUUGGCAUCCAGGGCCGUGAGUGGACGGCAGAGUGCACUCCAAUCUACAUUCAAUACUUUGUGAAGUUUUUCAUUAUUGGUGUGACCGUGCUGGUGGUAGCCGUGCCUGAGGGGCUGCCCCUAGCUGUCACUAUCUCUCUGGCUUACUCAGUCAAGAAAAUGAUGAAAGACAACAACCUGGUGAGGCACCUGGAUGCCUGUGAGACCAUGGGUAAUGCCACAGCCAUCUGCUCUGACAAAACUGGAACGCUGACUAUGAAUCGCAUGACGGUGGUGCAGGCUUACCUAGGUGACACACACUAUAAAAGCAUUCCUGAACCAGAGGCCAUUAAUUCAGAGACUCUGGAGCUACUGGUGAACAGCAUCUCCAUAAACUCAGCCUACACUACCAAGAUCCUGCCUUCAGAGAAGGAGGGAGGUCUGCCAAGGCAUGUGGGUAAUAAGACAGAGUGUGCCCUUCUUGGUCUGGUGUUGGACCUGAAGAGAGACUAUCAGCCUAUUAGAGAUGAAGUUCCUGAGGAAAAACUUUAUAAGGUUUACACGUUCAACUCCUCUCGGAAAAGCAUGAGUACCGUACUAAAGAACUCCAGUGGUCCCGGCUUCCGAAUGUACAGCAAAGGCGCCUCUGAGAUUGUCCUGCGCAAGUGUUCCCAUGUCCUUGAUUCUUCAGGCCAGCCACGUGUCUUCAAGGCCAAAGAUCGGGAUGAGAUGGUGCGGAAAGUGAUCGAGCCAAUGGCCUGUGACGGGUUAAGGACCAUUUGCAUAGCCAUGAGGGACUUCAAAACAGAGCCAGACUGGGACAAUGAAGCUGACAUUCUGAAUGACCUGACCUGCAUCUGUGUUGUUGGCAUUGAAGACCCUGUUCGUCAUGAGGUUCCUGAGGCUAUCUCUAAAUGUCAGCGAGCAGGCAUCACUGUCCGUAUGGUCACUGGAGACAACAUCAACACAGCCCGUGCCAUUGCCACCAAAUGUGGAAUCCUGCAGCCUGGAGAGGACUUUCUCUGCCUGGAGGGUAAAGAUUUCAACCAGCAGAUUCGCAAUGACAAAGGAGAGGUUGAACAAGAGCGUCUUGACAAGGUCUGGCCCAAAUUGCGUGUUCUGGCUCGUUCCUCCCCAACAGACAAACACACUCUGGUUAAAGGCAUCAUUGAUAGCACAGUUGGAGAAACAAGACAGGUGGUGGCUGUGACUGGAGAUGGCACUAACGAUGGUCCUGCCCUUAAAAAAGCAGAUGUUGGCUUUGCUAUGGGUAUUGCGGGCACAGAUGUUGCAAAGGAGGCCUCUGACAUCAUUCUUACCGAUGAUAACUUCACCAGUAUUGUCAAAGCUGUGAUGUGGGGGCGUAAUGUCUACGACAGUAUCUCCAAGUUUCUACAGUUUCAGUUAACUGUCAAUGUGGUGGCUGUGAUUGUUGCUUUCACUGGAGCCUGCAUCACACAGGACUCUCCACUUAAAGCUGUUCAGAUGUUGUGGGUAAAUCUGAUUAUGGACACACUGGCUUCUUUGGCUCUGGCAACGGAACCCCCAUCAGAAUCGCUCCUGCUGAGAAAACCUUACGGACGAGACAAGCCACUCAUUUCCAGAACUAUGAUGAAGAACAUCUUGGGUCAUGCUGUUUACCAACUUGUCAUCACAUUUACUCUUCUCUUUGCUGGUGAGAAGUUCUUCAACAUUGAUAGUGGCCGCAACACUCCUCUGCAUUCCCCGCCAUCUGAACACUACACCAUAAUCUUCAAUGUCUUCGUAAUGAUGCAGCUUUUCAAUGAGAUUAAUGCCCGCAAGAUCCACGGAGAGAGGAACGUGUUUGAGGGAAUUUACAGGAACCCCAUUUUCUGCAGCGUUGUUCUGGGAACCUUUGUUCUGCAGAUAAUCAUAGUGCAGUUUGGAGGGAAGCCGUUCUCUUGCACGGCCCUCACCAUCGAUCAGUGGCUCUGGUGUGUCUUCAUAGGAGUUGGUGAGCUGCUCUGGGGCCAGUUCAUCUCUGCAGUCCCCACACACCGCCUCAAGUUCCUGAAAGAGGCUGGCCAUGGCAUCCCCAAAGAAGACUUCGCCGAGGAGGUGCUAACCGAAGGUGGAGAUGAAAUUGACCAUGCUGAGAUGGAGCUGCGCAGGGGACAGAUCCUAUGGUUCAGAGGACUCAACCGCAUCCAGACUCAGAUGGACGUGGUUUAUACAUUCCAGACGGGCCAAACGGCGGUGCCUGGGGCCCUGCGUCGCCAGCCCUCCGUGGUCAGCCAGCAAAACGACAUUAAGGUGGUGAACGCAUUCCGUAGCUCCCUAUACGAGGGCCUAGAGAAGCCAGAAUCAAGAAGCUCCAUCCAUAACUUCAUGUCCCACCCUGAGUUUGUACCCCUCUCCGAGGAGGAAUCCCGCGUCCCCACGAUAGACGAGGACUGUGUAGAGAUCGAGCACCUCCCCUCCUCUUCCAGAAACGGAGGUGGCGGCGAACCACCGGGCCGCUCUCUUCACAGCCAUGAAUUCUCCGUGUGAACCUCCCAUCGUUCUCCUGUCCCGAAAUCGUUUUUUUUUUUGUUUGUUUUGUUUGUUCUGUUUUUAAAGCCUGUGCACCACUCCUCCGGUGGAGCCCUGCUGAUGCACAUCUGACAGACAGCAGCACCUACAGCGGCCGAUGGGGCGACUACGAUCCCCUCACCCCCCACCCCCCACCCCCCUGCCCCUCUCGACUUGCACUGUGUUGGCAGCAGCAGCAGCGCUCUGUAAGUACAUGCGGCUGUGCUGCAGCCCAUGUGACGCAUGGCCUAACUUACACACUAGAGGGCGACGCUGCGGCAAACGCCCUCUCUCAGCCUGUCACUGGCAUUUUUAUCUCUUCUACAGUUGUGAUUUUUCUCAUUUUUAUAUUGUCACGUCUCUGGUCUUGUGUGAUGCUGUAAUCAUUUUUGUUAUUUGUCCCAGGACUCUCAGUUACAUAGUUCUUUUUUUUUUGUUCGUUUUGUCUCGUUUUUUUUUUUGCUGGUACAGGCGAUUUAUAUUCAUGCACUUCAGUUGCUAUUCGAAUAGAUUUCUCUCUCUUUCUUCUCUCUCUUAAUUUUCUCUGUUUUACGGUGGUUUGAAAAACAUGGCAGUGAAGCUACCCAUGUUGUUUUAGUUUUUAAAAUGAUUUUAUUCUCUAAUGGACGUUUUAAGUGGUUCAGACACUACAUUCAUGUCAUGUUCAGACGUUGACACAUUCGAUGCUGUUAGGCUCAUUUUGGGUGUUCUAUCACUUUAUAUGUACAGAUGUAAGGCUGCUAUAGUGAACGUUAGCAGAAUAAAAGACUAUAAUAAACUUAUUCGUUAGCUGAGUUAAGAAUACCUGAUUGGCUCUUAAGGGGGCAGGGAGGGUCACCCUACACAUCAUCUCAUCGAAAUCACACCCAAUGGGCAUCUCUAGUCUCUUGUUUAAUGCUCAUCUGCCUCGAAACGAAUGCCCAGCUAAUUGACCAAGUACUUUAUCGAAGGUACAGCACCUCAUCAUAGUGUGCAUGUAUCUGUCUUUAGAUUCAUCUGUGUCUGAUUGUAUGGGAAUGGGAAUUGUAUUACUAACCUUUAUGGGAUAUAACGACUAAUAAUAGGAUUUUCUUUUUCCUUAUUUCCUCUUUAGAAAAAAAAAAAAAAAAAUGCGAUAGAGGUGAUUCUGUAUGUGUGUACUUUCAAAUCCAGUCUUUUUCCUCACCUCAGCUCUGCAGUUAGGUGUUCUCGUUAUCUAACAUCAGGCUGUGCUCCACAUAAGCUCCAAGUUACUCAGACGGCACUGGUAGAGCUCCAAAAUCCCAUCCCUGAACUUAGCCUGUGAGGGUAAGGAUACUGCACGUAGUAAGCAUGCUUUUGCUGUUUUUAAAAAAAAAAAGAAAAAGAAAGAAAACACACUCUAACACACAAUAGCAUGUGGCAAGGGCCUCUGUUGGACCCUGUGAGCUCUGUUGAAACCUGGAUGACAAACUAGAUUGGACUGUUUUCAUAAGAGUGCGGCCUCAACGACAUGUGCUUUUUAUUAGCUGAAACAUACUACUGCCAUAGACCGACCUUCCGCUCAUACCAAUCUAGGUUUGAUGGAUUCCUCAAAUUACACCUUUUUCUACUUGCUCAGAGCCAUAUUUUAUAGAUUGUUCUUUUAUAUCCCAUUGUUUUUGCAGUUUAUUUUGUAUUUCCAACCAAAUUCGUAAAACAGACAGAGAGUCACUGCCUAAAGACAAAAGGAAAAAAAACAAAACAACCUAGAUGGACCACUUUAAUGUUUACGGAAAGGUUCCACAGCAAUCGGCUGAUGCUGCACUUCCCCCUACUGGCAGUUUUUGUUAUUUCGCUUAAGUGGAACAUGGUAUGUUAUUGUGGGGAAGCAUGCAUGAAUUUCAUAUAAAACUCAAUGUUUUGUUCCUUUUUUACAAUUGUUCUGUAUUUUUAUAUUAAGUACUUUUUAAUAUUUUGGGAAAAUAUAUAAAUAUAGGUGUAUAGGCCAGAGAGUUUGGUGACAUGAGAAAUUAGCAAAAUAAGCAGUUGAGUACAUACUGCAGUUUAUUUAUAUAUAUAUAUAUAUAUAUAUAUAUAUAUAUAUAUAUAUAUAUAUAUAUAUAUAUAUAUAUAUAUAUAUAUAUAUAUAUAUAUAUAUAUAUAUAUAUAUAUAUAUAAAUAUAUAUAUAUAUAAAUAUAAUAUAAAUAUAAAUAUUUAUAUAUAUAUAAAUAUUUAUGCCAUGUUUGUAACCACAUGCGGUGUCCGAGCUGAGAAAGUUAAGUGUUUACUGUAAAGUCAAGGGGUCUGGUGGAGUUGUCAACAGAAGAGUGAGCAUUUAAUGGCCUUAUCCCGAAUAGCGUACUCUAAACCUGCUGCCCUAGAUAGAUGUGUGUAAAAUAUUAUGAUUUGCCACCUAAUUAGAAUGUUGGACUACAGUGGGAUAUGUUAAUGAAAGGUUUUGAGGUUUUCGAACUCAACUUCUAUGUUCUUUUAGACUGAUAAAGCAUAAUUUAUUUUCUGUGUGAUUUCUGUAUCACCCAUUAAAGUGGCAAAGUGUCGGCUAUGGAAAAUAGAGAUUAUUACAGUAUGUAUUCUGUGUUGUCCUCAUUUAACUUUGAUUUGUCUUUGUGAAAAAGUUUUUGUCAUACGCAGCUCUGGAUAUAAAUGAAGCAUACAUACUGUAUGUUACAUGAACGUACAAGUGUAUUUGACUUGAUGUGGAAGCAGUCGAACGGUUUCCAGUUAGAGCUUUAUAUAAAUUCUGCCAAAGUUUCGCAUUGUACAGACUUAUGUCUUUGUUCUUGUUCAUUUGGAAUAACUUAUAACUGGAUUUCAUCCAUAUUUGGAUAUUUCUUUCCCAUGAGGAUCUAAAAUAUGCCCCCUUCACUUCUAUUUUUUUCAUUACUUGAUCAGAAUGGAUGCAGAAAAAAGGGGGAAACGAUCAAAGACAUUGUCAUUCAUUUUCUUUUCUGGUUCCCUUUAAUAGCUCUUUAGAACAAUUUGUUAUUGCACAUGUUUUUCUCUCUCGCAUUGUGUUAACUGAGAAUCGCUUCAAGGUGUCGUGCAAUAACUUUGAAUUUUAAUGCAUUACUACUCUACUGAAGUUGUCUGACAGUUCUUGUUUGCUUGGUUGGGGACGGGAGGAAAUGAUACACCACAGCUGUAAAUAAAAGAUUGUUUUAAAACUGGAAUAUAACAUUAAGUUAUAACCACUUAUUUUGCAUAUAUUUAGUCCAUUUACAUCUGAUGUUGAGUGAAAUGAAAAUUGUAUUUGACUGCGGGGAAAGCAGUCAAUAGAACAUCUGAUUUCUGUAAUUCAUAUGAGAAACAGUAAUAUAUACUGGUGUUAUUUUUGUAUAAACAUAAUAUCAUCGAUGUGGCAUGCAUUACUUAUAAACAAAUUGGUGGUUCAAAGCAAUAUGUACAACCUGGUGCGAUUUGGUAUUUUUAGUGUCCUGUGUAGCUUAAACCACGCUGUACUUGGGGGGAAAAAAAACUGCAUUGGAAAAAAAAAUCGUAAUUGUUCAAUAUAUGUGUUCAAUGUUCUGCAUGAUUACAUAUGGAAUGAGGCGUCCCCAAAUGUUUACUUGUUUCCAGACUGAAUGUGACACACAAACAUGCGCACGCACGCACACUCGCAUCAGUAGACUCCGUGAAGGAAACACACACUGACUCGAUGCUGUUUCAGAGAAGAACAUUUCGUACCGAGGAGAUGAAAGCAUCUCGUUUCUUGUCUAGACAUCACGAGAGAGCACUACUCCAUUAAAUUUCCUAAUUACUGGGGCGUGGGAAUUGGGGAAUGACUGCCAGAGUAUGUGCUUGAACAAUUUCUGGUCUUUUUUUUACCAGUUACGCUUCGCUCUGGCUUCGUUUCGUUACUUUUAUAGCCAUAAGCAGUGGCUGUUGAUUGAACUGCUUAAUUGCUGAGUGGUACGAGCUUUGAUGUUCCAUCACCUUAUUGUGUGGGUUACCGACUCCAUCCAGACAGCUCUCUCUCAUCCAUGCAUGAUCCAUCAAAGAUGAAAGAUGCUAGCGCAGUAAAGCUGAAGGACUUGCGUUUUCAAGGUAGGCAACAGUCGUACUUGAGUCCCCAUUUCACUUUCCUGAAAUGCACUGAUUCCCUUUACUCUCUUUAUUCCUACUCUUUUCCUCUAUUUGAGGGCUUUGAGAGAAAGAGAGCAUUGUUUAAUAAACUCAUACAAGGUAGGUUUAGCUAUUUCAAUUAGCCAAUGAAUGUGCAGUCAUCAAUCCAAAAACGUAGCUAUCUUUUUUUUUUUUUUUUUUAUUAAUGCAUGUGAAAUACACUCUUAAAAUUAGGUUAUUGGCAUCUAUGGUUCCAUAACAUCCAUGGAACCUUUCCAUUCCACAAAAGGUUCUUUUGAUUAUUAACAUGUUCUUCAUACUAAGAGGCCGUUCACAUAGAAUGUGUCCAUUACAUCGCACUAAAUCCCAUUGUUUUUGUGUGUAAACUUGCUACAUGGUGUUAUAAAAAUGCAGUGCUCAAGGUAAAGUAAGGGCCGGGUUCGACUUUUGACAAAAAAAUAAACUAUGAUGCUCAACAAAAGAAAACGACGUCUUUCAUUUUCACCAUUCCACUGCAUGUGUCUCACUCUCACAUUUUACAAAGCUAAACCGCAUUCUGUGUGAAUGGCCUUUACAGAAGAAGAUGGUUCUUUUGAGAACUGUUCACUGAAAGGUUCUUCAGGAAACCCAGAGUGGUUCUUCUAUGGUAAUCAUAUGAACCACCCCCCGGAACCAUUCAUUUUAAGAGUUUAGAUCAAAGCACAUCAUUACCAUUUAUUCUCAUCAUAAGCAGAAUCAUGUCAUUAAUGACUUAAGCUAUCCAAAUUAGGUUUCUGUUACUUUUACUGAAUAAGAUCUCUUUGAAGGACAAGGGCUUUGCUUAGCGAGGGAUAAAAUGUUGGAAAACAAUCUGUUUACAGUCACUUUACAUCUACAGAAAUGUAGUGUUUUGUGAAUUAUUAUUAUUUUUUUUACAUCUCUAGGAUCACAGAAGUGCCAAUGGACCAUAUGGACAACCUGCACCACUGUGUCUGAUUGAUUUAGUCCUGAGUAAUUGAUUAAAAAUGAGAAAACUCUGUCUUUGAUCAUUGGUUUUGGGAAAGUGUGGCGGCCUUAAUUGAUUCCAACUGAAAGUGAAUAUGUUUUGCAUUUAUUUUGCAUAAUUGAAUUGAAAAUGUCGACUGGUGAAUUUAAAAAGCCCAAUGUGUCCUAGUGUCAUGUAUGUGUUUACAGUCUCUCUAAGAUGCCAGAGAAUAUGUGCUCACCUAAUGUAAUGUAGUUUUAAGGGCUAUAAGGUGACAGUAGGAGGAUACACUGUUACCGAAUCUGUGUCUAAUGAUGAUAAGUUGACUCAAAAUGUUCUUAUCGGAAAGUAGUGUACACUUGAUUUGUUUUCCAUUGUCAAAGUGUGAGUUGAGCUCAUUUUGAUCCAUGCUAAAUUCAUGUAAUGUUGACCCAGCUGUGUCAAUCUUAAUGCUGCAUGAAUGGGAAAAAUCACCAUAAGCAGCUGAAUUACCAUUUCAUUAAUUGUCAAUGCACACUUGGAGUGAACAAUUGAGUAUGUUUUGGAUUCAGACAACAAAGUAUGUGCGCGUGUGUGUUAGAGAAGAUCUUGAUCUGACAGUCACGACCGGUGUCUGCAGUCAGUGUGUGUUUUAAUUGGCGAAAAAAAAAAUCUAGAUUUUUUUUGAGCCCGUCUUUCAUUUAGCUUUUUUGAGAAUCAUUAUCAUACUGAAAUGUCAGUUCUGCUUGCUUCGAACUAUGCAACAGAUUCAUUGGAUUAAAAUAUGAUGAAUUAUUUAUUCUUCUCUUAGCUGUCAUAACAAUGCGCUCUCUCUCUCUCUCUCUCUCUCUCUUUUCCUUUCCGUUUCUCUCUCUGUACGCUUGCUUUCUUUUGUCGAAGUGAAUUCAGUCAUGCCCAUAUUUCAUUAUUUAUACUAACGCAAGUGUAUUAUCUAUGUUAUGUAUGUGUGUGAUGUGCACACAUUCAAGUUUUCUUUACUUUUUUGUAAUAUAUGAUCAUGUGGAAUGCCUUGUUCUUUAUGUCCUGUCGUUUAAAUCUAACAGAACAAAAAUGGGGGAAAAAAAGGAUAAUCAAGCAAUUGAAGUCAAAGUUAUUAUAUAAACUAUAUAUACAUAUAUACAAAUAUCUAUAUAUAAAUAAAGCCAUUAGAAUUUGAAAUACAA
Molecule: messenger RNA, 10793 nt
Organism: Onychostoma macrolepis
Lineage: Eukaryota; Metazoa; Chordata; Actinopteri; Cypriniformes; Cyprinidae
Gene: atp2b4
Product: ATPase plasma membrane Ca2+ transporting 4
Exons: 22
Coding region: 956-4621 (1221 amino acids)
Biological process (GO): calcium ion transmembrane transport; regulation of cytosolic calcium ion concentration
Cellular component (GO): intracellular membrane-bounded organelle; membrane
Molecular function (GO): P-type calcium transporter activity; ATP hydrolysis activity; ATP binding
Source: RefSeq, a predicted model, not a curated record